CAAAGAAUACGUAUGCACAGUCUAGCGACGCGGCGAGAAAAGAUUCUUUCAAAAAAUAAGUCUACAUCUGUCGCAACACGAGAGCAGACUCUGAUUGCUUUUCUCCGCAAAAUUCGAAACCAAGUCCUGUUUUUAAUUCUCUCCCUUCUGAGGAGAUAAUAUUCUUUUCUAUAAAGAAGAAUGUUCUAUACUUAUAUAGUGUUUCCUUUGUUAUAUUCUGUGAAUUGUUCAGUGUGUGGCAGCAGAUUUUAGCAACACAGUUAACCAAAAAGUGUACAGCAUGAAAACACUGGAGUUGCUGAUCCUGUUUGUACUUUAUAGAAAUGCCUUUUCUCGUGAGUCAGAUUAUGAAGGCCAUCGGCACGAAGACCCUUCCAGCAACUUCAAGAAAAACUUCUCGAGCAACUUGAUGCGACCUCAGAGAUUUACUGCAGGAACAUUACUUGGUCUCUUAGUGGCCAGCGUAGUUGUCGUGAUUGGUUCCUUCCUAGUGCUUUGGAGACUCUGCUGCGAUGUCGAGAUGGUGGUCAACAGAGAAGCGCUGAUGCCUUUGCAAAGCAUUUCACAGUCAGUCACUUCGAAAAGAAAGAGUAUAUCUCAGCAGCAACUGAUCAACCAGAGUUGCUCGAACAACCAGCAGGAUGUUGCCUAGUUUUGGUUUUUGCGCAGUAACAGGAAUGUUAUAUGUAAGAUAAUGGAAAUUCGGUAUUUGAUCAUGUCACAUAUCAUGUCGGUUUCCCUCUUAAAGAGACCGAUAGGAGAAGAAUUAAUGAACUUUUUAAUUUUAUUUUGCCUAUGCAUCUGGAAAGAAAAAGAAAAAUCUGUUUAUAAAAUAAACGAAGUCUUAAAUAUAAAAAGGACAAAUACAACGAUGGCAUAUCCAUUUGAAAGUUAAUUAUUCGCAAAGUUUAAUCUUCGUUUUUAUUAAAGAGAUGCAUCAGUAAAAUUUAUACAUAUUUUAUUUCUAACAUUUGUGUAAAUUAUUAAGAGUAUUGCUGUUAAAUAGCUCGUUUUUGCGCUGACAGAAAUGUUUAGUUAUAAUUUGUGAAAUAAAGAUAUAAAAUAAAGGUAAAAGUUUUUUGUGAA
Molecule: messenger RNA, 1086 nt
Organism: Stegodyphus dumicola
Lineage: Eukaryota; Metazoa; Arthropoda; Arachnida; Araneae; Eresidae
Source: RefSeq, a predicted model, not a curated record